UCCCUGCUCCCUGGCGCCUCAGGUGGGGGCGAUGUGGGAACAUGGCUGGCGCCUCAGCAGGGCUGCAGCGCGGGGGAGGGGGCUGUUUCGGCCGGAGUUGGCUCAUCCCGCCCGCAGUAGCGGCUGAGGAGCGCCGUGUGUCCCCGCCGCGCCCGCGGGAACCCUGGGCAGCCCCUUCGGCGGGAGCGCCCCGGCGGUCGCGGCCGUGCUGGGGCUGCCGUCAGCGCAGCUUCCAGGGGGAAAUCCGCCUCCAGCGUGUCGGCUCCUCGACGCCUGAAGCCUCUGAGGCGGCUCUGCCUCCUCCGCACGCCUGCUCGGAAGCCUCCGGCGGGAAGCACGGAGCGCGGCUCCCACUGGGAAUGCACAAUAGGCAGAGUCGAUCCUGCUGGCGUCUGGCAAGGGGCCGUAUCACAGGGCCCGGCCCUCGGCAGGCGGGGAAACUCACUGGUCCGGAGCUCUGCUCAUUCUCUUUUUAUUUCUCAUCCCUCCUCAGGUGUGUCUCCCUGCUGAGGCAUCUCACUUCUGCCGUAAUAGAAGUUCAGGAGCCAGUAGGAAAAGGAAUUUAUUUCAGCUUUCAAAUAAUCAGUGAGCUGUUUGGAAAAAUGUGCCAGUAUGCAGUGCUGCCAGUGCCUAUUAGAUACCAUGCACACCUGGCUGUGAGAAACCUGCAGAAAGUGAAAGUGACGUCUCAGAGAAGGAAGCUGAAGGAACCUCCCUGCAUUUCAAGAAGUAGUGCAGAGGAUUGA
Messenger RNA from Pipra filicauda (Wire-tailed manakin), 746 nucleotides. RefSeq lists its product as uncharacterized. The record is from RefSeq and is a predicted model, not a curated record. The transcript is spliced from 4 exons. Lineage: Eukaryota; Metazoa; Chordata; Aves; Passeriformes; Pipridae. The coding region runs from base 42 to 746 and encodes 234 amino acids.